GUUUAAAGCGAGCAAGAGAAGAAGAAAAACAAGUACCAUUUCUUUCUUGCUCUAAUUAUUACUAUUUCAAGAAAUAAAGUUCUUUCAGAAAGACGAAGCAAAACCCUAGCUCCUUGAUGUGAGACAGUACGAUUCAGAUCGGAGAUGGCGGAUCCUAACGGCGGAGGAGUCGGCAAUGCGAUGCCGUCGCUGACGGCGUCAGUGUCCUUCAAAGGGGAGGGGAAGUCGUCGGCGAUGUUGAAGAGGAGGCCGUCGGUGAAACCUAGCUCGGAGACGGAGGAGUUCAUCAAUUUGUUGCACGGAUCGGAUCCGGUGAGGGUCGAGCUCAGCCGCCUCGAGAACGAAGUUAGAGAUAAGGAUCGGGAACUGGGAGAGGCGCAUGGGGAGAUUAGGGCGCUGAGGUUGUCGGAGCGAGCUAGAGAGAAGGCGGUUGAAGAGUUAACAGAUGAACUGACUAAGGUGGAUGAGAAGCUCAAGUUAACAGAAUCUCUUCUAGAAAACAAGGUAGUUGAGUUAUUUUAUGUACUCCAUUGUUCUUCCUUUCCACUGGAGACAGGACUUUAUGAGGACAUGACUUUGCAGAACCUUGAAAUCAAAAAGAUAAAUGAUGAGAGAAAAGCAGCCAUGGCUGCUCAGUUCGCUGCAGAAGCUACCCUCAGGAGGGUUCAUGCAGCUCAAAAAGAUGAUGACAUGCCCCCUAUUGAAGCUAUCCUUGCGCCACUUGAGGCAGAGCUAAAGCUAGCUCGGCAAGAGAUCGCAAAGCUGCAAGAAGAUAACAGGGCAUUGGAUCGCCUCACUAAAUCAAAAGAAGCAGCAUUACUAGAUGCAGAAAGAACAGUUCAGAUUGCUCUGGCAAAAGCUUCCAUGGUGGAUGAUUUGCAAAAUAAGAACCAGGAACUAAUGAAACAAAUCGAAAUAUGUCAGGAAGAGAACAAGAUCCUCGACAAAAUGCACCGCCAAAAGGUUGCAGAAGUUGAGAAGCUUAGCCAGACAGUGCGAGAGCUAGAAGAGUCUGUUCUUGCAGGUGGGGCUACUGCAAACGCAGUGAGAGAUUACCAGAGGAAAUUUCAAGAAAUGAAUGUAGAGAGGAAAACCCUUGAUCGUGAACUUGCCCGUGCGAAAGUUACAGCUAAUAGGGUUGCUGUUGUUGUGGCAAAUGAAUGGAAGGGUGCUAGUGACAAAGUAAUGCCUGUCAAACAAUGGCUUGAAGAACGAAGGUUUAUGCAGGGAGAAAUGCAACAACUGCGAGAUAAGCUUGCUGUGGCAGAACGCUCUGCCAGGUCUGAAGCUCAAUUAAAGGAAAAGUAUCUCUUGCGCCUUAAAGUAUUAGAAGAGGGUUUGAGAAUGUCUGGGGCCAGCUAUCGCCCUAAUUUAGAUGGAAGAAACAUAAACAAUGGUCCCUCACGUCGCCAAUCACUAGGUGGAGCUGAAAAUUUUUCCAGGUUGUCUCCUAAUGGCUUUCCACCUAAGAGAACGUCCUCAUUUCAGUUCAGAUCUUCUCUUUCAAGUAGCGCUAGUACAGUAUUGAAGCAUGCCAAAUGUACAUCAAAGUCUUUUGAUGGUGGUAGCAGUUCUCUUGACCGUAGUAAAAGCCUUGCCAAUGGAGGGCCCCUUUCAUUGAAUAAAUCUUCUGAUAGGACUAACGGUAAUGAUACGCAAAGCAGUUGGAAGGAUAAUACAGAUGAAAACCCCAGUGAGUUCCCUAAUAUCAAGGCAGAUGAUUCCGUAUCUGGAGUGUUAUAUGACAUGCUGCAAAAGGAAGUGGUCACCCUGAGGAAAGCAUGUCAUGAAAAGGACCAAAGCUUGAAAGAUAAAGAUGAUGCAAUUGAGAUGCUGUCCAAAAAGGUUGAUACACUGACUAAAGCAAUGGAAGUGGAGGCAAAGAAAAUGAGAAGAGAAGUUGCUGCCAUAGAGAAGGAGGUCGCUGCCAUGCAAGUAAACAAGGAGCAAGAUAGUAGGAUCAAGCGGGUUGGUAGUUCCAAGGCUCCUGCAAAUGGUUCACAGGUUCAUUCCAUGAGGCGCAUGCGAAGUGGUAUGAUGAAAUGAAUUCCCAGAUGUACUCGCAUCAAACAAGUUAAAGAAUUAUCCACAGGGCUCUCAUCCUUCUCUUCUUCCGCAUCUUACUCGGAUAGAACAAAGCAUCCGUAGUCUUGGGGAGUGCAUCAGAGGAGAGAGGGCUCUACCUCAGACUUAUUGUAGCGAAUCUGGCUAUUUAGUAUGAUGAAGGCAGCGUAGUGUAUUGUUUAUUGUAUAGGUUGGUGAUCCCUAUAUUACUUACUACUUUUUUGUAAGAUGCGGGUCGUGUUCACUUUCUGCUCCGAGGUUGUGAAUAUUUUUAUUGUUAUCGUAAUUUCAUACAGCAUAGUGCUCGAAAUCGGGUUUCACAUUGUUGUGUUCACAGUUUAAUUUUUUGUAGGAUGUACGCUCAUUAUUGGUUACUACUAGUAAAUCCGAAAACCCCUUGAAGAGGUUUAAGA
Messenger RNA from Asparagus officinalis (garden asparagus), 2477 nucleotides. RefSeq names its product microtubule-associated protein 70-2-like. Bases 145 to 2046 code for a protein of 633 amino acids. NCBI's taxonomy places the organism in Eukaryota, Viridiplantae, Streptophyta, Magnoliopsida, Asparagales, Asparagaceae. The record is from RefSeq and is a predicted model, not a curated record. The transcript is spliced from 10 exons. Gene Ontology annotation, biological process: cytoskeleton organization. Gene Ontology annotation, molecular function: microtubule binding.